CUCAUUCCCAUCCCAUCCCCUCCUUGCAUUUAACCAAAGAAGAUGAACAUCAGUCGUCUUAGUGCCUGUCUGGACCGAUGCCUAUCAAAAUGGAUGAACUAGAUCGAGAACAAAUUUCAAUGUUGAAGCAAACGUUCGACGCUUUUGACGUGGACAAAAAGGGUUACAUCGGUACUGAGAUGAUCGGCACCAUCAUGGACAUGCUGGGAACUCAACUUAUGCCGGAUGAACUGGACAGAGUCAUAUCAGAAAUCGACGAGGACGACAAUGGGGAAGUCAAUUUUGAGGAAUUCGCCAAUUUGGCAGCCAGAUUUUUGGUGGAGGAGGACGAAGACACGGAAGCGAUACAAAUGGAGCUUAAGGGUGCCUUCCGAUUAUACGACCGUGAAGGAAACGGCUUUAUCACCAUUGAAGUGUUGAGGGAAAUUUUGAGGGAACUGGACGACAAAUUAAGUGAAGACGACCUGGACAAUAUGAUUGAUGAAAUCGACACGGAUGGCUCCGGUACAGUUGACUGGGAAGAAUUCCGUGCCGUUAUGAUUGGUUAAACCCCUAAUCCAAAUGCAUUUUACAAUUUUCACAUUAUCUAAUAAACAACCUUAGCAUUUA
Molecule: messenger RNA, 609 nt
Organism: Aethina tumida (small hive beetle)
Lineage: Eukaryota; Metazoa; Arthropoda; Insecta; Coleoptera; Nitidulidae
Product: troponin C, isoallergen Bla g 6.0201
Exons: 6
Coding region: 78-548 (156 amino acids)
Molecular function (GO): enzyme regulator activity; calcium ion binding
Source: RefSeq, a predicted model, not a curated record